GGGCGGGCGCCGGGCGCUGGAGCCGGGGUUCCGGCCGCGAUCGGCUGCAGCUCGGCCGGGAGACGGCGCGACCCGGCGGCGGGGCCUCCCGCGAGUCCAGCGCCGCCGCAGCCCCCCAAUGUGGCCGCGAGAAGCAGCGGGGGGGCAGGCGAUCGAAGCCACUCGAAGCACCAUCUCCUAGAAGACCAGUGUUUUAGUGCUUAUGGAGGCCCCUCUGUCCUUUCUGUGACGGGAGCGAUGCUGACCUCAUUUCCUGGACCCAUUUCGACUCAGUGUUCACGAUUGGAGCUGAUUUGUUUCCUGGGCCCUUGGCCACUGACUCUCGAGGCCGCGUGCACCGUGCUUCUCAGGGCCUGUAAGAAGAAAUAGCGGAAUUCCGAGGCCUCUCAUCGUAAUGAGGGGCAGGGCUGAGGAUGCUUCUUGAAAUGGGAGCCUUCACGUAGAUGGGUCCAGUCAUGCCUCCCAGUAAGAAGCCGGAAAGCUCAGGAAUUAGUGUUUCCAGUGGACUGAGUCAGUGUUACCGGGGCAGCAGUUUCUCCAAGGCUCUUCAGGAAGACGAUGACCUUGACUUUUCUCUGCCCGACAUCAGAUUAGAAGAGGGGGCCAUGGAAGAUGAAGAGCUGACCAACCUGAACUGGCUGCAUGAGAGUAAGAACUUGCUGAAGAGCUUUGGCGAGUCGGUGCUCAGGAGCGUCAGCCCCGUGCAGGACCUGGACGAUGACACCCCCCCGUCGCCUGCCCACUCGGACAUGCCCUACGAUGCCAGGCAGAACCCCAACUGCAAGCCCCCCUACUCUUUCAGCUGCCUCAUAUUUAUGGCCAUCGAGGACUCCCCAACGAAGCGCCUGCCCGUAAAGGAUAUCUACAACUGGAUCUUAGAACAUUUUCCGUAUUUUGCAAAUGCUCCUACUGGGUGGAAAAACUCAGUGAGACAUAAUUUGUCAUUGAAUAAGUGUUUUAAGAAAGUGGACAAAGAGAGGAGUCAGAGUAUUGGGAAAGGGUCGUUGUGGUGCAUAGACCCAGAGUAUAGACAAAAUCUAAUUCAGGCUUUGAAAAAGACACCUUAUCACCCGUACUCCCAUGUGUUCAACACACCUCCCACGUCUCCUCAGGCAUAUCAAAGCACAUCAGGUCCACCUAUCUGGCCAGGCAGUACCUUCUUCAAGAGAAACGGAGCCCUUCUGCAAGAUCCUGACAUUGAUGCUGCCACUGCCAUGAUGCUUUUGAAUACUCCCCCUGAGAUACAAGCAGGUUACCCAGGGGAUGCAGCAUCACAUUCUCAGGGAGAGCUGGUCCUCUGCCGGAGGCUGCCUUUACCUGCUCUUAAAGUUCCUCCAGGAGUGAUACAGAACGGAGCCCGGGUUCUGAGCCGAGGGAUGUUUCCCGGUGUCCGGCCAUUGCCAAUCACUCCCAUUGGAAUGACGGCAGCCAUGAGGAACGGCCUCUCGGGCUGCCGCGCGCGGACGGAGAGCGAGCCCCCGUGCGGCUCCCCGGUGGUCAGCGGCGACCCCAAGGAGGACCACAACUACAGCAGUGCCAAGGCCGCCGCCGCCCGCAGCGCCUCCCCUGCCAGCGACUCGGUCUCCUCCGCCUCCUCCUCCUCGGCCGACGACCACUACGAGUUCGCCGCCAAGGGGGGCGCGGAGGGCAGCGAGGGCAGCGAGGGCAGCUUCCAGAGCCACGAGAGCGAGCCGGAGGAGGACCGGAAGCGCGGCCAGCGAGAGGCCAAGGAUGCGCUGGGCGACAGCGGGUACGCGUCCCAGCACAAGAAGCGGCAGCACUUGGCCAAGGCCAGGAAGGUGCCCAGCGACACGCUGCCGCUCAAAAAGAGACGCACGGAGAAGCCGCCCGAGAGCGACGACGAGGAGAUGAAGGAGGCGGCCGGGUCCCUGCUGCACUUAGCGGGGAUUCGGUCCUGUUUGAACAACAUCACCAAUCGGACGGCAAAGGGGCAGAAAGAGCAAAAGGAAACCACGAAAAAUUAAAAACAAGUCACCGAUUUGUUUUGAACUUAUGGCCAUUUGGUUUCAGCAUGUCAGGAGAUUUCUAAUGAUUUGUGGCAAUAUCAGCAAUUAUUUUUCCUUUUUUGGUUUGGUUUUCUUUCUUUUCUUUUCUUUUUUCUUUUUUUUUUUAAGUUGGUCCCCUCCCUUGUUUCAGACCCUUAAGAAUUUUAUUUUUAAAGGAGAUUGAAGCCAUAGAACUCAUAUUGACACUCAGCUGUUUUACAAAAGCUUUUCAUUAUCUGAAGACAUAACCGAAAAAGCCAAAAUUACCAUUGCUUCUUCCUCCAGCUUGUCAGAAACACGUGGCCAAAUCCAUAGGGAUGUCGAUGUCAUGGCCACGGGAGCACACGUGCGGCUCCUAGAAGGCACUGGCACCAGCAGGCAUCGUCAGGCGCAGCCCUUCGUCAGGGUGGGCGUCCAGUCAGGUUCACUGAGGGCCUGUGGAUAAAGUGGGGAGGAUGACGCCCCUCGCCCCCCAGGAGCAGACCCAGGUGUGGCACUGCCAUCGAAUCAGGCCAGAAGAGCCUUUGGCCUGGUCACGCAGCGCACACAGCGGGGCGGGGAGGUCCUCCUCGUCACAAAGUCCGGUGGCAUCUCAGAGGUGGGCACUGGACUGUUUUGUACAUCAGGUGUCAGUAGAAUCAUGAGAGGGAACAGGGUCAGUGCUUAGAGCUGUUGCUAAUUAUUGAAUUCUGUUCUGUAUUAAAUUAAGAAAAUGUUUCUAAAGCCAUAAGCCUAGAGGCUGGCCCUGCACGCACAUGCACACACACAUGUACUAGAGAGAGAGAAGGGAAAAAACUGAUGCAGAACAGUCUUCUUUCCUGCCCAAGUGAAAGACAGUCAAGACCAGGAAAUUACAAUAGCUGUUAAGGAAGGAAAGAAUGGUAGAGAUCUUUUUCUGUUUAUCAAAAAUAUUUGAUCCAAGUGGAAAAAAAAAAAAAGCUACAGAACCUGCCAUUAGUAUUAUGGUGUAUUUUUAAAAGAUGAAAGGCACAUUGAUGAACAACAAAAAAAAAAUGGCAAAAAAAAAGAAAGAAAGAAAAAAAGAAAAAAACAACAACUCCUAACUCCUAUACUGCCCUCAAAAUGGAGUUUGCAAUUAUUGUCAGUCAGGAUUCAUCUUUGCGAAAAUCAGUGAUUUCCACAUUCAGCCAGUGUAGCCAGCAGAAAUUUCUGAUCCACAAUGCAUGGAUUCCUUUGAAAAAGAAAAAAGAAAAAAAAAAUCACAAAAACACAAACUUUUUUUUAUUCAAAAAUAACAAAGUUCUUGUAAGGUAAAUAAUGUAUUUAGCAUGAAGCAUGAAUUAUUUUCAUAUAAAUAUAGAAAAUAGAGAAAAGGCUAUGCCUCUAAUUUUUAAGCCCUUAGGCUUAGAGGUUCUUUUGGUUUUCUACUUUUUUUCCUUUUAUUUUUUUCUUUUUCUUUUAUUUUUUUUUAAUUUUUUUUUUUUUAAUUUUUUUUUUGUUUGCUUUCCUGUUAUUUUGUUUUGGUUUUUUGAAGCAGGUGUUUAAGGUUUAACCUUCUUCAGGGACAAAUUCUGACUGUUGGGGAACUUACUCUGCAAUAUAAAAAUAUCUUCUUGCUCUGGUAGGGCUUGGAUGGUUGAACUCUGUACUGCCUUGUCUGCACUUCAGCCCCCGACCCCUCUGAUUCUCUGUUUUUAAAAGUGUGUCCUUUCUCUUUGUCUGUACGUGUUUUAACAUGACGCAAUAAUUUGAGGGCAAACUUAGUAGUGAGUGUGUAUGACAGAAUCAAGAGAAUGAUGGGAUGCCUACUUGAGAAAAUCAUUCUAUGAUUUGGUUCUAGGAAAAAGGCAGUGAAUAAUUAUGCAAAUUUGCCAGGAGAAGGGGAAACAUGCUAAUGGGCCUUAUUGGAUGAGGGUACGAGAUAGGGUGCACGUGAAAGGAGGAAGCGAAGCAGGUGUUGGAAAGGCCGGCCCCUCGUUUUACUGCGAUCGCAGCCGCCAUGCAGGAGGAAAGAGGGGCUGGCCAUCUCUGCCACCUCAACACACUAAGGAACCUGGAAUUAAGACCAUCUAGAUCGUGAGAGCUGAAUUUAGACAACCGGACAAUGCCAUGCAGACCAGAAACUCCUGUUAUCUUUGCCUAAAAAAAAAAAAAAAAAAAAAAAAAAUUUUUUUUUUUUUUUUGGAGAUCCAAAGGGAAAUCUCUAAAACAAUAUGAUGUUUCAGCGAAAUAGAGGGAAAUUUUAAACCACAAACAAAAACACCACCACUGUGGCUCAGGAUAUGAUAAUGGGGAGAAGAAGGGAACUGGGGAGAUUUUUUUCUUUUUAAAAACAGGUCAGCUGUGGGCCAAAACCCAGCCCUUGUGGCAGCACCAGGUACUGUUAGACGCUCCAUCUGUCUGAACAGUGAGCACUAACUGAUGCAGGCCCCACACCUAUCUGUUCUCUGGGGGUGCUGAUAAGAGAACCUAACAAUCUGCAUGUAUACAACAGGUUGAAUUCGUUACCUGAACCUGAAUACGCUCAGCAUAUUUGUUCAAGGUGUAGAUGAGGGGCAAGAUGUAUUUUUAAACUGCUCUGUUCCCUCCGUCUCCCUCAGCCUCUGACACUCCCAGAACAAUCCACGGCCAAGGAACUUGAGUGACACUUUGAUUCGUGUUGUCCCCUGAUCACACCUGAGGCCCCCGCCCUCACCUCAUUCCUCACCCAACCCUACCAAGAUGAUAAAAUUCCAACUUCCCUUCUGAAAGGCAAAGAUAAAUAUUCAGGGCUGUUUCUGACAGGAGACUUCUUCCAAUUAAAACCCCCACAGUGGGCUGUCUCCCCUCAUUUCUUUUUUCUAAAGGGGUAAAGGCCUCUUUUAGAAAAUAAUAAAAUGCAAUGUGUGUGAUUUACUUUUCUGAUCUCUCUGAGAACUAGAUAAAUAUCUUAUAAAAGUGUGUUCUUAACUCCAGAACCACUCUUUUUUGCAUAAAUACCUCAUGGGGCAGCUUUCUAAGUGUUCUGUUCCCAAGUCUCCCCGGGCACCCUGGUCGGAUCUGCUUGGAAGACUUGUUGGGGAAACUUUAGUGAGGGUACUUUUUUCUAUUUUUCUUCUGUUUUUGGAGGCAUACACAUUAUGGAUAACCAAAACAAUGGCUCAAUUUGUGUUUAACUUUGUAUUUUGAUUGUUGAAAGAAAAAGUAUCCGUGUGUAUGUGGCCGUUCGUAGUGGGUCCUUGCGGAAUGAGGUUGUCUUUGUCCUUAACAAGCCAAGGGGCAGGAGGCACCCUCUCUCACCGCCUCCUCCAAGAGCAGUAGAGAAUUUAAGCACAAGCCUAUUUGUGAAAGAAUAUUUUCCUUAAGUGUAAUUCACUUUAGUCUUGGAAUUCCCUCCCAGGUGUUCUUUAAGCUUCCAAACUAGCAUAUGUAUCCAUUAGUCUGACAGAUCGCCUGAGCACCGCAAAGAGGUGUGAUUUUUUGCUUUCGUUUCUCCUGUCGGGAGAAGUGGCAUUUCAUGUGUCAUUCCAGUAUCUCACAUACUCACACGGGGCGGGGGGUGGGGGAAACGGGGAACUCUAGCAAUAUUUAAAGAUGCUUUGGUAAAACAACCGUGAACACAUCAGCGCCGUGACAUCUACAACCACUUGCUAUUGACCCUUGGACACAUUUAAGAGAAAGAGACUAUACAUCUUUUUUUUAAAUGGUAUACACAUAGACAGUUAUUUUUAUCCUAUUACAAUUGUCUUUUCUCUUAAUCUAGUACUAUGUGGAAAGGGUUUGCAUCAGAGAUUUUUCCCAGCCUUAUAAUAUAAUCUCCUAUUUCCCUUGCCCCUCUCUAAUCAAUGUACUUUGCAAGAGUUCUUUGGUAAAGUUGUCUGUCUGAAACUAGAAUGGAACAAGCCCACAUUUAGAUGGCGGCUUAAGAAGACUGUGGGCAAGACAUCUGGGGCAGGUUUCCAUCUUGGGGGUGAAUGUUUAAGAAGGGAUGUGUUGGGGGCCUUUCCCAAAAACUGAUUUCUCCUUAUAGCGGCUCUCAGGGUGGGCACUGCAGUUCUUGCCACGGGGCAUUCUGGAAGAGGGCAUUGUGCUGACAGUGUGUGGGGGGGUGGUGGCUGGAGCACGAAAGCUGUCCAAGAUGGCCAUUGUACCCAACUCAGAACCCCGUGGCCCAGUGGGGCUGCUCAGUGUCCAGCAGUGCCCACAAGUGCCAGAAAGCCUGAGUUUCUGACACUCGGCACUUGUGUGUGGGCCUUGAGCCUCUCACGGAAUCAGAGCAAUGUAAAAGGGAGGGUCUUUCCAUCCAGGAUGGGGUUAAAUUCAAAGUGAUUUCUUUUUCCCUUUAAACUUUAUUCAGGUUGGGACUGGUUUCUUUCUGGCAGAUCACAGCAGCCGAGGUGUUGCGAUUUAUUUUUACAUUUCCAUAGAGAGGUAUUUUUCUUUCAUCUUCAAGGUUUUUUGCCACCAAAAGAAAACAUUUGAUCUCCGUGUCCCCUCUUGAUCGUGACUUGCCAGUGUUGACAGUCGAGUCCUUGCUCAGUGUUGUGGGUCCCAGCCCUCCAAUACUAUAUCAAACACUGUUAUGCACAUAAUGCAGCACUGUGAUCUAAUUUAAAUAAUACUUUUUUAUUAUUUAUACUACUAUAUAUAAUAUACAUCAACACUUUUGCUAUAUAACCGAAGUGAUAACCCUCUUUUAGUUACCUGCCAAACUCUGGACUUUGGUUUAUAUUGCAGUUAACAGUUACAAAGUUGUAAUGGUGUCUUUUUUUCUUUGUAACGGAAUGUGUAAAUCAAACUAUAUACAUUGUGUGGUGUUCCUGCUUCUGAGUUUCAUGAGGAUUUACACAUCGGCACCCAGUAUUCUGUAUAAAACUGCCUCCCCUUGUGAAUCAGCUGUUAACCCCUCUUCAUUUGAGAGAGCGCCACCAAGGGUGGUGAGCUCCUUUGUGUUCUCUCUCUCUCUCUUUCUCUCUCAACUGGUUAUUCUUGAAUUAAGCACAGAUUCAUCAGCUCGGUUCCUUUAUCAUGAAUAAAGUAUGUGACCUUGCAAUUCUUCCAUGGUUCAGCAAACAAGUGCUAGCUUCACUGACCAAAAACUAAGGAAGGAAAAUACAGUUUUCAAAGCGAUCAUCUUUUAAUGGCCGAAUCCGAUGUGUCUAUGGUGCUGCAUCUUGCUGUUGUACAUUUGAAAUCAGACAUAUGUGAAAGCUCCCUUCUGACCUGCUGUAGUAUGCUCACAAGUACCCUUCCUGUUUGUUUCGUUAGCGUUGAAGUCAAGACUAUUUAUUUGGAAUAUUUACAACAGUGUAUUCCACUGUACUUCAAUUGCAAAAGCUGGGAAUAGCGUUCUCUUCCUUUUGCAAACAAUGGCUAUUCCAUAUUGGAUUCUCAAAGACUUCGAUGUGGUGAACCUAUCAAACCUAGAAAUUGUAUUUCAUCCUUUCAUGACUGUGGCCUGAGUUCCCCAACCCUAUUGUUUUUUAGAUGAAACCUAGCACACGUUCAGUUAUUUAAGCAUUAAACACUUCCUGAGUAAUGUCUGUUGAAGCCAUCUAAACUCAUAGCAGAUUCAGUAACCAGUUUCAUGCUGUAUCAUUCACACUCACUACUUCUACUGCCAUGGUGAAAAUGUGGAGGAAAAUAAAAGUAUCCAUAUGUGUCUGGGAAGCAUUAUACACUUGUACAUUUUUUAUACUCUGAUUCUGUAACAUUUCUUGAGUUUUGUUUUUGUUUUACAGAAGAAAAAAACAAUAUAGUGAUAAAGCAAUCGGAAGACCAAGAGGUUUCUCGAUGCUUGCUGUCGCCUGGCCUGUGCUGGCCGGUAGAUCUACAUGGCCAAAUUGAUUUCCUAGAGUAAUAAUUUUCCAAAAGCCAAUUUUUUUCCCUGUAUUUUCUGUAUAAAACUGCCAAUAUCAUGAAUAGAAAGGGAGAACCAUAAAGGAGAAGGCAAUCGGUGUCCAGUUGCGUUUGCGUUACCUAUGGAAGCAGUGUGGGGGCAGGCGCGGUCGGCCGAACUUUAUAGGGACUCGAGGGUGUUGCUUUGGAGGCUCAUACUUGCAUUCUGCAUCCUUCAUAUGUAAUCAUAUUGCCAAAGACAAACUAUUUCAUCAUUUAUUGUAAAUAACACUUUUCCCCCAGACCUACCAUAAAGUUUCUGUGAUGUAUUGUCUUCCAGUUGCAAUAAAAAUCACUGAGUUGCAUCAAUUGAAGAAAAAAACCCACGUGGUGUUGCGUGUACUGCGUCUCCAUAUGCAAACUCUGAGCAGUAAAAUCAUUUAUAUUUCUUAC
Molecule: messenger RNA, 8237 nt
Organism: Choloepus didactylus (southern two-toed sloth)
Lineage: Eukaryota; Metazoa; Chordata; Mammalia; Pilosa; Megalonychidae
Gene: FOXN3
Product: forkhead box N3
Exons: 10
Coding region: 444-1985 (513 amino acids)
Biological process (GO): regulation of DNA-templated transcription
Cellular component (GO): nucleus
Molecular function (GO): DNA-binding transcription factor activity; cis-regulatory region sequence-specific DNA binding
Source: RefSeq, a predicted model, not a curated record